AUGUCACAGGAUUACCCGGAGUUGAAGCUACAGAUCGAAAUUUAUGCAUUAUCUCCAGAUUCAUCAAAGCAGAAUCUAACUCAGUUAUUUUUAACCAAAGACAACACAUUUGAUGAAGGAACGGAUCCAGUUACAGCGUUAUAUAUUGUUUGCUAUAAAGGCUACCGGGAUUUAGCAGAAUUUAUAUUAGACAAUACAAAUAAUCAUUUUGACCAAAGCUUUCAUCCAUUGAAUGCAGCAGCUUCUUCUGGUCAUUGCUGCUUAUUAGAGUUAUUGAUAUCAAGAGGAGCAGAUGUGAACUAUCGUGAUAAUAGUGGUCAUACUUCCAUGACUAUUGCUUGCAUAAGUAAACAAGAAAAUGCAAUUAAAUUACUUGUCGAUAAAGGAGCUGACUUAAACAAACGAACAAACAAAGGUCCAACUCCUUUGAUGUGGGCAUGCUCAAGUGGUAACAUUAAAAUUGCAGAACUGCUUAUCAUCCAUGGCGCUGAUAUAAACAAAUCCGAUUACGAAGGAAAAACACCGGUUAUGUGGUCUCGUAAACGCUCUGCGGAUAAAAUGUUUGAUUUUUUAAUCUAUAAAGGUGCCAAUUUAAAUAAAGGUGAUAACAAUGAAUGGACGUCACUGAUGUGGGCAUGCUAUUAUGGAAUAACCAGUGUUGUAGAGAUUCUUAUUUUGAAUAGUGCUGACAUUAACCAGGUCAAUAACGUAGGGUGGACAUCAUUCAUGAUAGCGUGUAAAUGUGGAAAACUAGAUAUUGUGAAUAUUCUAAUAAAUAAAGGAGUUAAUAUAAACAUGAAAGAUAAACUUGGUCGAACAGCUUUAAUGCUGGCUUGUACAGAAGGACAAACUGAAGUAGUAAAUGUUCUAAUUAAAAAUAAAGCCGAAAUAGACUGUCAAGAUAUAUAUGGAGUUACACCUUUGGAAGAAUUAUGUUCCCAGGGACAUUUACCUUUAGCAUGCAUUCUACUACAGGGCCAGGCUAAUUGUAAUAAAGCUGAUAAUGAAGGUUGGACUCCAUUGAUGGCGUCCUGUUUUAGCAAUAAUUACGAAAUCACAAGGUUAUUAGUUGAUCAAGGGGCUGAUUUAAAUACAACCAAUAAGGAAGGUGAAACUGCUCUUUUGAUAGUUUGUAUGGGUGUAAUAAACAGAACAAUUGCGUUUUGUAUCGAUACAGGUGUUUAUGAGAAGCCUUACAUCAAUAUUGAUAAACGUGACCUUAAAUAUAACGAAAUUGCACUACUAAAUGUCGAAUUUUUAAUUAAUAAAGAGACAAUCAUCGAUGAACCCGAUAAGUAUGGAUGGACAGCACUUAUGUGGGCUUGCAAAAACAAUAACAUUGAUAUAGCUUCAGUGCUAAUUCAAAAAGGUGCAAAUAUGAACCAUAUUUCUUGCGAUGGAAAAUCAAUUCUACAAAAGGCAUUAAAUAAAGAUAAAAAGGCUAUUAUUGUGUUGCUUUUCCGCAAUGGUAUUUCUGAAUUGAAAGAACUUGUGCAUGCAAUAGUUGACAACGAUCAGAAAACUGUGGAUUUUUUAAUUGAUGAUCAAAAAAGUUUUCUGGAAAUUGACGGGAAAACUGAGAAAAGUACAAAUUUGAUAGACGGGUUCGACAAUUACGGUUACACUCCUCUUUUGAUAUCUUGCCGUACCCGAAAUAUUGAAAUUACUCAUUACUUAAUCAAGAAAGGGGCCGAUGUAAAUAUGUCUUCUUAUGAUGGAUUAACGGCUUUAAGGGUUGCAUGUUUAAACAAUGACACAGAACUAGUUUCACUUUUGAUAGAAGCCGGGGCAAAUGUAUACACCGAGCUAGUGCUUGCUUUUAAUAUUAAGGAAACUACCACCAGCAAGCUCUUGCUUGGUACAAUGCCGAACCUAAAUGAAAUGUUAUACAAAAGUUGUAGAUUAAAUGAAACUGAUUUUGCUUAUUUCUUAAUUGAAAAUGGUGCAGAUAUUGACCACAGAAUUGUAGACAGACGAAAUACGCACUGGUUAGCAGAGUGCAUUGAUCCUUCAACAGCUCUACUGUCAGCAUGUCAAGGUAAUAAGAUAUACAUUACCAGAGCUCUGAUAGAAUUAGGAGCGAAUGUUAAUAUUUUGUCUGAAAACAAAACAACUCCGUUAAUGUGGGCAAGUUACAGGUCUCAUACAGAUAUUGUUAUUUUGCUUGUAAAAAGAGGAGCGAAUGUCAAUGACAUCAAUGAAAAUGGUUGGAAUUCUUUAAGAUGGGCUUUAGAAGGGCGAAAUAUGAAUAAUAUUAAUUAUCUAAUUAAAAAAGAUGCCUAUAUCGAAACAAUUUUUUUCAGCGCCAUGCGAGACAAUAAUACGUGGAUCGUUGAUACGUUAGCGAAAACUGUAGGGAAUUUAGAUAGAUUGCUGACUAUUUCAUGUGAAUAUGGCGAUGAAUGCACCGUUGACAAAUUGCUUUCUAAUGGUGCAAAUAUUCACUAUCAAGAUGAAAAUAUGUGGACACCUUUGAUGAGAGCGUGUAAGUACGACAACAAAGCCAUCAUUUCAUUAUUAUUGAAACGGGGGUCUCUUGUUAAUACCGAUCUUCUGACUGCUGUUAAAAUGGGAGAUAAUACUCUAACAAAAUCUUUAAUUGAAGCAGGUGGCGAUUUGAAUAAGAUUUUUAUUGAAUCAUGUAACAAAGACGACAGAAACACACAACACUUACUUAUCCAGCACGGUAUAAGUAUAGAUGGAGCUCUCCAUGCCGCGUGUUGCACUAAUGAUUUGAAUACAGUCUGUAAAAUUCUUAAGUUUGAAUUUGACAUUGAUAAACGCAAUGAAAAUGGUUUCACUCCCUUAAUGACCGCUUGCAAGCAUUCAACCGACGAAAUAUUUCAGUUAUUAGUGACGAAAGGUGGGGCAAGCAUUUUCCAAUCACUUAAAUUUGCCCAUGAGAAAGUAGGGAACUCAUUUUGUAGAAUAUUGAUGGGAAAAUGUAGAAAUGAGGAGUUGGUAAAGGCAUUAUUUGAAGCGUCAAAAAUUGGACAUUUUGAUAUAAUUCAACUGCUGAUUGAAAAGAACGUAAACUUGAAUCAAACUAAUGAAGAAGGAGAUUCUCCUUUAACACUUGCAUGUAAAAUAGAUUAUCAGUAUCUAGCAGAAUUACUGAUAAACAAUGGAGCAGAUACUGGAGAAGCUUUUAUACGGGCUUUCAAGCACAAUAAUGUAGCAUCAACUAGGUUAUUGAUAAAAUGUGGUGCCGAUGUGAACAAAGUUGAUUCUAUUGAAUGGAGUCCACUGACAUGGGCAUGCUUUAUCAGACAAGAAAUAAUUACAUUAAAUCUUUGUGUGUCGUCAGAAUUAGAAAGUAUUAUUGACCUUCUCAUUUCAAAUGGAGCUGACGUUAACUUUGCCCUAAAAAAUGUAUGUGGAAGCCAAUACAACACUGACAAAGAGAGUUCUAUUCAGUUACUCAUUUAUAAAGGAGCUGAUAUACACCAUACUACCAAGAAUGGGAGCAAACUGUUAGAAUUGUUAAAACGAGAUGGAAAUAAAGAAUGUAUUAAACUUCUUCAGUCAUAUGGGCGAAUAAAGACAAAAUGCAUUUUAAUGUAGUGAUUGGAGUAUAUAAAUGCAUUUUAUGGGACGAGUGUGUAAUGCGAUGGUUUAGAAUUUGUAAUUUUGAAAAUUAGUAAUUAACAUUUUAACGGUAAAUGAUAUAUAAAAGUGCUCUAAUCAAAUGUAUUUUGAGGUGAAUGUUAUGAUAAUGAUG
Mytilus californianus (California mussel) is the source of this 3721-nucleotide messenger RNA. RefSeq names its product ankyrin repeat and KH domain-containing protein 1-like. Bases 1 to 3564 code for a protein of 1187 amino acids. Gene Ontology annotation, molecular function: protein binding. Gene Ontology annotation, cellular component: cytoplasm. Lineage: Eukaryota; Metazoa; Mollusca; Bivalvia; Mytilida; Mytilidae. The record is from RefSeq and is a predicted model, not a curated record. The transcript has 2 exons.